AAAUGUGGCCAUGCGCAAUAUCGUCUUUUGGACACCAUGGUUUCAUGCGUUGUUAGUCGUGCUCUUUGGGCAUUUAAAUCUUUCAGACCAGGUCAGGUCGGUCGGGAUACAUUGGAUUUGAACGGAUUGUCUCAACGUAUAUCAAAAUCAGGUUUAUCAAUGGAACAAGCUGUUACAGAGGGUACAUGUCAUUUGAACCACAUACACACAUACAGAGUGUGUGUGGAAGGAAACAUAGGAAGUGGUAAGACAACUCUUUUAAAUCACUUCUUGAAUAAUAAAGACACAGAGGUCAUUCAAGAGCCUGUUAGUAUGUGGAGAAAUGUCAGGGGAUUCAACGUGCUUGAUCAUUUGUAUCGUGAUCCUAGCAGAUGGGGUAUGGCUCUACAGACAUAUGUACAACUUACAAUGUUGAAGAUCCACACAAAACCACAGGUUCAACCAGUCCGAAUGAUGGAGAGAUCACUCCAUAGUGCCAGAUAUUGUUUUGUGGAAAAUCUUCGAAACAGUGGUAACAUGCCAGAGAUGGAGUAUGUCAUUUUGGAUGAAUGGUACCGUUGGAUUACACAGGCGCACAAUGUGCAUGUUGAUCUGUUUGUAUAUCUUUAUACGACUCCAGAGACCUGUUAUGAGAGAAUAAAGAAACGUUGUCGCAGUGAAGAAAUUGGGAUAUCAAUGGACUUGCUACAGAAUCUUCACAUAUUGCAUGAAGAUUGGUUAAAGCACCAAAAAUUUCCUGUUAAUGCACCUGUUUUGACCAUUGAUGCAAACUGUGACUUGACAUUAAUGUUUGAGAAGUAUCGGCAACAUGAGCCAGUUAUCUUAGGGAAAAAAGCUGCUUCAUUAUAGCACAUGACAAAUUUAUUAUAAGGACCAUCACUUCAUACUCAAACCAGCUCAGUUCAUGGAGGGAUAAAGUGCAAACAAAAAAGCCUCUUUUCCAGCACUACAAAGGGUUUUACUGCCUAAAAAAAGUCAAUAACUGUAAAAAUUAAAUAGUUUGAUAUUAAUGGAUCUCUUUUGUAAAUCUAAUGCUUAUGGCAAGAAGUGUUUCACUAAUAUAACUAAAAGUGAAAACUCCAUCUUUAUAUCUCUUAACUUUGCAGUUUGGUUGCUAUACUUGCAUAUUGGUGCAGGCAAUUUGAGCUUGAUGUUUCAUGUUUAUAGAUUUUUGACAUGAAAAAAAAACUCAUUCUUUUUUGUGUUUGUGGGAUUGUAAGGGUACUGUUAAUGGUUCAGAACUGUAGAUAUACUUUUAACAUCCUCCAAGAAUUAAAUUUUCCAGAAAACGACAUGGCAUAUUACUAACAUGAGAAACAGAUAUGACUUUUUUAAUUCUUUUCAUAAGAUCAGGACGAUAGUGCAUGUCGUAUUGUUCAGCAUACUGCCAGUAUGUCGUCGUCUUCCUUGUCAAAUGAUGAAAGAGUCUGUGGCAUCCUGAUUGAAAUUUUAAAAGGUCUUUUGUCACAUUUGUGUGAAUGUUACUACAGUUUUUGCUCCUCUUUUUGAUAUGAGACACAAAUGUCUGUUACUGAUUUAUUUUAUGAUGGUGAACCAUUGUGACAAAAUCAGCUUAAGUGGGCAUUAUUACAUAAAUGUAUUUUUAACAUUUAAUGUUGACAACCUGUAAAUAUUUCUUUUUUGUGCAGUAUACAAUGUAUAUUGCAUUUUCAUUUUUGAUUGCCAAGCAUUCAGCUACAUUUUGUCUGUCUUGUGUUUUUAUGUUUCUAAUUCACAGAGAGCUUUGAUUGAGAUAUGGUGCUAUAAAAGCUCACACUAUUGUUAUUAUAUUUUAUUAUUAUAGGCCAUUUCUUUAUCUGUAUUAUUAAAUCAAUUAUUUGGUCUUUUUUUGAGGGCAGUCCGGUGGCGUAUCAGUGCCUGUCACCAAUACAGUGAGGGUUGGCUGUCCUGUGUUCAGCGGACAUGCUCUUCCCUCUCUGCAUGUGGCAUCUGUUUACAGGGCUGGCUGCUUUGCCAUGAUAUAUCCUUAGUUGUGGCUUGGUGUAAAACACCAAUUUCCCAUCCCAUCUCCCAAUCUUUUUUUGAGUGCCAUUUUAUUGUGGUAUGGAAAAUGAGUCCGUGGAGAGACCCACUUUGUACAUUCCUAGUCAGCUGAAAAGUAUUUUUUGUCCUAAGUGACAGUUUUGCAUUAGUGACAAAAUCUGAUUUUAUUUUUUUUUUAUAUUAUAGUUUAUAGUUAGUUCCAAGUUAGGUCAAACUUGUUUAUCCAGGUGAUUUUUCAGAUGAAUGUUGAAAUCAUGUGAUGUGAGUAUAUAACAUCCACUAGAGGCAUGAUCACAACUUUCAUUAGGAUUAAUGAUUGGUGGUAUUCCGAAGAGAUGCAUAAAACCUUUAAGUGGGCUUGUUUGCUCUCAUUAGGCUGUGUUCAAGCUGAGAGUGACUAAUGUACAAAUUUUAAAUAAAAGCUAAUUCUUCAUCCUAUUCAUAUACAUAUAAAAUAAAGAAUCUUGAACUUUUA
Pomacea canaliculata is the source of this 2479-nucleotide messenger RNA. RefSeq names its product thymidine kinase 2, mitochondrial-like. The transcript has 11 exons. Lineage: Eukaryota; Metazoa; Mollusca; Gastropoda; Architaenioglossa; Ampullariidae. Gene Ontology annotation, biological process: nucleobase-containing compound metabolic process. Gene Ontology annotation, molecular function: ATP binding; deoxynucleoside kinase activity. The record is from RefSeq and is a predicted model, not a curated record. The coding region runs from base 37 to 849 and encodes 270 amino acids. Gene Ontology annotation, cellular component: cytoplasm; mitochondrion.